Melampsora larici-populina 98AG31 is the source of this 1047-nucleotide messenger RNA. RefSeq lists its product as uncharacterized. Bases 1 to 1047 code for a protein of 348 amino acids. The transcript is spliced from 5 exons. Lineage: Eukaryota; Fungi; Basidiomycota; Pucciniomycetes; Pucciniales; Melampsoraceae. The record is from RefSeq and is a predicted model, not a curated record.
AUGAGUGACCCAUCUUACUGUAGCAACUCUGAAGGAGAUCAAUAUUCACAUAUCAGUGACUCUGAGCCUGAAAUUUAUGAAAAAGAUGUAUACGAAGACGAAGAAGAUGAACAAGUUGUAUACGAAGACAAAGACAAAGAAGAUGAAGAAGAUGAAGAAGUUGAAGAAGUUGAAUUCAAAGAUGAAAAACCUUAUCUUGCUUCGAAAAAUCUUGUUACUUCUCCUCCGUUACAGUCUCAGGGAAACAAAUCAUCCAAUUCUACAAAUUCGACCAAGGGAAAACCUCCUCUUACUUCUCCGCCAUUACAGUCUCAGGGAAAGAAAUCCUCCAUUUCUACCAAUUCGACGAAGGGUCGGAAGGUGGCUAUCAAAGUUAAGAAAACCUUCAGGCUACCCUUGGACCGUCCAUCUUUCGAAACAUUCAUAGAUGAAAACACUACCCUUGACGACGAAGGUUAUCCAUUAUUCCCAAAUGGAAACACUGUCUUUCUUCGACUAUCAGCCGAGCAAAAGUUCACCAACUGGGGGACUUUUGGAUUCACUUAUACAUCGUCUGGUGGCAAAAGCAAAGGCCCAGGUGACUGGCGAACAGUCAGAUAUAGCUGUCUAGGGGUCAUAGUCUGCAAGAGUCUUGGUUGCAAUUAUCUUGGAUCACCGCCAACAGCAGCCCCCAAGAGAGAAGAAUGGAUGAGCAAACCUCAGAAAUGUCCUGCUGCAAGGUGUACUGAGGAACUUCAAUAUAUUGAAUGUAAUGACACCUUAUGCCGGUUGGACGAACAUCCGGACAAGUUGUCUUUGGCCAAGUUUGCCAAACGGGUAGUUGAAAACCCUGAUGUGGGACCAUUACGACACAAGGUCGGACGAGCUCCUGCGGGCAAGAAGGAAAUUGUUACCGCUAGCAACAUCCAUGCAGGUUUUGGCAACCUACAUCGGACUGGUUACUAUCGACGUAAGCUCCUUGGGGAAGCAGGUGUUAUCCCCAAAAAGAGUGUUCCAGGAGCGGCAGACAACUUCAUUAUGGACAUGUAUCACUGGUCUGACGUGUGA